CAUCCGUAAAUUGCCAUUGCUCAUCGCACGCAUCCGCAGCGGUUUCUACUAAACCAUUUAGAAAUUGUCGCGGCCGAGUUUCCACGCCAGCUCGGAUCAGAACAGCUCGCUGCUCUUCUCAACACGGGGUAAACAUCGGAGGAAGUCUUUCACUCGGCCAACGUUGUUAGUACGCAGGUCGAAGAAGGAUCCCCGAAAAUUUCGGUUUUAUCGAAUUCACGAUUUAAAGUGUUUAUGUUUAUAUGACUGUGUAGGUGAAAGUGGGAAACAUGGAAGAUAGUGUACAGGUGAUGGCUAACAAGAAUCUGACGUACUUUCCUACUAGGCCACCGGUGAAUAUUGAAUUUCAGGACCUGUCCUAUGCGGUGCCGCAAGGGAGGAAAGGUACAAAACUCAUAUUGAGAAAUGUCAACGGUCAAUUCUAUUCAGGACAACUUACGGCAAUACUUGGACCCUCUGGAGCUGGCAAAAGUACACUUUUGAAUAUAUUGGCUGGUUAUAAAUGUACUGGCGCUACAGGAACGGUAUUGAUAAAUGGAGAAGACAGAAACUUGAAAAAGUUCAGGAGACUAUCUAGAUAUAUAAUGCAACAAGAUCUGGUCCAGCCCUGGUUGACCGUACAAGAGGCAAUGGUAGUUGCUGCUAAUUUAAAACUGAACAAGGAAAUGUCUCCUCAGGAUAAGCUUCUAGCAAUCGAUGACGUGCUGGAACUGCUGAGGCUAUCAAGUGCAAAAAAUACUAGUACGGACAGAUUAUCUGGGGGUGAGAGAAAGAGGUUAGCAAUUGCUUUGGAGCUGUUGAAUAAUCCACCAGUGAUUUUUUUAGACGAACCAACCACAGGUCUGGAUGACUUGUCAUGCUCUCAAUGCAUAGCAUUGCUGAAGCUUUUAGCCAAAGGAGGACGAACUGUGAUAUGCUCGAUACAUACACCGAGCGCUAGAUUAUUUAAUAGUUUCGAUAAUGUUUACUGUGUGAACAAUGGACAAUGCGUUUAUCAUGGUUAUGGUCCAUCUGUUAUUCCAUUUUUGUCUAAUAUAGGAUUAGAUUGUCCAACAACUUACAACCCAGCUGACUUUUUGAUAGAAGUUUGUUGUGGAGAAUAUGGUGAUUUUCAAGAUAAAAUGGUUUCGUGUAUAGAGAAUGGUCAUAAUUGUUACGACAAUAAGAAGCCGGUUAAAAAUGUAGAACAAAUGAUCGAAGAACCAGUUAAUGAAAAUGUGAAACGUCAAUGCAGUAUUUAUUCGGACAAUAAUCCAGUGAAACGAUCAGCAACUCAGCAAUUUGUGGUUCUUUUGCUGCGGAUGUGGUUGCAAAUGUGGAGAGAUAAGGGUGGUUUGGCUCUGAGAGUAGCAGUACACACACUUCUGGGACUUUUAGUAGGCAGUAUUUAUAUAGGAAUGGGACAAGAUGGUUCGAAGACUAUUUUCAACUUUGGCUUUUACUUCAAUUGCAUAAUAUUCUUCAUGUAUGUUCCUAUGAUGCCAGUAUUAUUGCAAUUUCCAACUGAAGUUCAAUUAUUGAAACGAGAGCAUUUCAACAGAUGGUAUGGCUUGGGAUCCUAUUUCAUGGCAUUAACUUGUUCGACAAUACCUCUCCAACUAAUUCUGGGUUUUCUUUAUCUUGGAUUGGUUUAUAUUAUAUCCGAUCAACCUAUGGAAUUGUACAGAUGGUCAAUGUUCUAUUUCAUUUGUAUGUUGACUGCAAUCAUUUCCGAAAGCUUGGGAUUAUUGAUUGCGACGAACUUGAACAUUGUGAAUGCUAUGUUUGUUGGACCAGUUGCAACAGUUCCUCUGAUGUUACUCGCCGUAUAUGGUUUUGGUUCCGGAGCAGAAAACAUACCUUUCAUCAUCAGAGUUUCGAUGUACUUCAGCUAUCUUCGUUAUUCAAUGGAAGGUCUCAUAGAUGCCAUGCUGAGAGACAGGCCUAACCUUCCUUGUCCAGAUGAUGAGGAGUUCUGCAUUUUCACUGACUUGAAUUACUUCAUUCGUGUGAUGGGAAUGGAGAACACCAUAUUCUGGGUUGAUAUUGUUGCUCUAGUUUUUUGUAUUUUAUUGUUUAGGGGUGUUGGUUACUAUUUAUUGAGGCAGAGAUUAUCCCCUAACAAGACAUUCUUAGCAAUUCAAUAUAUUGGAAGAUUUGUCAAAUCCCAUUUCAGUAUAGCACGAUAGUACGUUAUAUGUUAGUUAUUAAUGUUUUGUGUUUCUAUUUAUUUUUGAUACUUAUAUACAUCAUGAAAAAAAGCUUUAAUAAUAGAUGAAGUAUCUAAGAUGGAGACUAACUUUUUUAUGGAUCGUUGAUAAGAUUUAUUAUAAUAAAAAACGGAAAUUGUU
Molecule: messenger RNA, 2330 nt
Organism: Coccinella septempunctata (seven-spotted ladybird)
Lineage: Eukaryota; Metazoa; Arthropoda; Insecta; Coleoptera; Coccinellidae
Product: ATP-binding cassette sub-family G member 1-like
Exons: 9
Coding region: 270-2168 (632 amino acids)
Cellular component (GO): plasma membrane
Molecular function (GO): ATP hydrolysis activity; ABC-type transporter activity; ATP binding
Source: RefSeq, a predicted model, not a curated record